UGAUACAGUAGAUCUCUUCAAGCUAUAGUCAUCUUAAAGACGAAAGGCAUUGACUUCCACCUGUUCUAUAGGCAAAGAUGGUAUGAUGUUUGAGACCUACCUCUGCCAAAACCGGCAGCGGCGAGCAGACGACACUAUACGGCUACAACACAAAGCAAAAAGAACAGUGACAGAAAAUCAGAACUGUUCGGGGUUACAACACGCCUUAUUAAGGCUCUACGGUAACAGAAUAUCGAUUUGUGUCAUUGACCAUGAUAAGGAUUGGACGGAGCUUACCCAAGGUAAGGUGGAUGAGACCAACAUCUAAUCGGAGUUGGAUUAUUACGUCACUCAUCAUCAUUGCGUUUGUGAUCGGGAUCCACAAAACGUUUCAUAGAUAUAAAUCAGAUGAUCUAUCUGAAUUGACCUUGACUAUUCUUACAGCCAUUAAAGGCUCUAGUGAUCCCGAUUACAUCCACAUCGACUCAAGUGGAAAUCAUAUAUGGCAAAAGAAAUGUGGUGGAAACGUUAACAUCAUCAAUCACAAAGUUCUUCUUUUACGGGAUGGAACACUGUUCGGGCAUUUCAUCGACGCCAAGCGAACAGGUGGGGACGACGUUCUUAGGGUCAUAGGUCAACCUGAGAAUGACGAGUUCGUGAGAGUGAAUAAAGGAUUCAUCCGCGUUCCCUGUGAUGAUGUAGUCCUACCAAAGUUAUAUAUACAGUCAACCUAUCAACAUUUCAUUAAAACCAUUGACAUCACCACACAACAUCAAAAAUAUGGCGGGACUACGGAACAAAAGUAUCUGCAGCCGUUUGGCAUUGUUGUAGAAAGAAAAGAUUAUGCCAAUGUGUAUUGGACAAUGAUUGAACUUUACAACGCUUUUUUGACAACCAAAAUGUUCUCUCGUGAUCCUAGCCAGACAUGUAUUGUCGUGCUGGAUGUACACCCAAGAGGUAAACUCGACGAGUUAUGGAGCAUGGUGUUUCAACGUGUUAUAAGAGUAAAAGAAAUUAAAGAUCAGGAAGUGAAUUUCCGGGAUUUGAUUUUUGGAAUAGACACUUAUAGCGGUCCUAUCACCGCAGGAAUGGAACUCCUUCCAUUUAUUUAUGAAUUUCAAGAAACAAUUUACCGUGCAAAUGCACUCUGCAUACCAGCGAAGACACCUUGCUCUUUAGGUAGUCAAUAUUUAAACAUAACGCUUAUUUUAAGGAACAAUUAUGUUGCGCAUGCUCGAAAUCCUAGCGGGAAAAUCAAACGCAAACUUCUGAAUGAAGAGGAGAUUAUCAAUGAAAUAAGAUCAGCGAUGCCAUCGACCAAGUUGACAGCUGUUCAAUUGGAUGAUUUAAGUAUGGAAGAUCAAGUGAAACUAAUAUACAAUACAGAUAUCCUAAUAGGGGUUCACGGGGCCGGACUAGGUCACGUGAUUAUGAUGAGACCACAGUCAGGCCUUAUUGAACUGUUUCCGACCUUAUACUUUCUGUUUAGGAACAAACACUUUGAGGAAUUCGCUAACUGGGUAGGGGUCCACUACAGCAGUUGGUACAACUGUGACGUGUUUUUCGGAGACUCGGAGUGGCUCUACGUACCGCCCAAAACAGUAGUACAGCUUUUACAGGAAAUGACGACAAAGAUAUGUUCGGGUAUAACACUUAAAUAGUAAUCUCGCUGUGGUUUUUGCCAGAAUUAACAACUAUGAAUUUUCACAUUCACUUUUAUCAAGAUAGAAAAAAGGUGUGGAAUAGAAAUGUUUGUUAUACUUUCCGGGGAUAGUGCCUUUUCGCAACCUAAAAGUCUUUGAAAAACUUAUUUUGAGUGAUUGAAGUAUUUCACCGUGGAUUUAAAUACAUGUAAAUUGUACCUGGCUAUUGUUUGCCUUUUAAAGGUUGCCACUCCUUG
Mizuhopecten yessoensis (Yesso scallop) is the source of this 1879-nucleotide messenger RNA. Its product is annotated as beta-(1,2)-xylosyltransferase-like. Gene Ontology annotation, molecular function: glycosyltransferase activity. The record is from RefSeq and is a predicted model, not a curated record. NCBI's taxonomy places the organism in Eukaryota, Metazoa, Mollusca, Bivalvia, Pectinida, Pectinidae. The transcript is spliced from 3 exons. Bases 252 to 1640 code for a protein of 462 amino acids.